Messenger RNA from Chlorocebus sabaeus (green monkey), 4336 nucleotides. The record is from RefSeq and is a predicted model, not a curated record. NCBI's taxonomy places the organism in Eukaryota, Metazoa, Chordata, Mammalia, Primates, Cercopithecidae.
CCCGGUGCAUGCCGGGACGGCGGUGGGCGGUGCCUGCGCUCGCAUCAUGGCGGCUGAGUGGGCUUCUCGUUUCUGGCUUUGGGCUGCGCUGCUGAUUCCUGUGGCCGCGGUCUACGAAGACCAAGUGGGCAAGUUUGAUUGGAGACAGCAGUAUGUUGGGAAGCUCAAGUUUGCCUCCUUGGAAUUUUCCCCUGGAUCUAAGAAGUUGGUUGUAGCCACAGAGAAGAAUGUGAUUGCAGCAUUAAAUUCCAGAACUGGGGAGAUCUUGUGGCGCCAUGUUGACAAGGGCACGGCAGAAGGGGCUGUGGAUGCCAUGCUGCUUCACGGACAGGAUGCAAUCACUGUGUCCAAUGGAGGCCGAAUCAUGCGUUCCUGGGAGACUAACAUCGGGGGCCUGAACUGGGAGAUAACCUUGGACAGUGGCAGUUUCCAGGCACUUGGGCUGGUUGGCCUGCAGGAGUCUGUGAGGUACAUCGCAGUCCUGAAGAAGAUGACGCUUGCCCUCCAUCACCUCUCCAGUGGGCACCUCAAGUGGGUGGAACAUCUCCCAGAAAGUGACAGCAUCCACUACCAGAUGGUGUAUUCUUACGGCUCUGGGGUGGUGUGGGCCCUCGGAGUUGUUCCUUUCAGCCAUGUGAACAUUGUCAAGUUUAAUGUGGAAGAUGGAGAGAUUGUUCAGCAGGUCAGAGUUUCAACUCCAUGGCUGCAGCACCUGUCCGGAGCCUGUGGCGUGGUGGAUGAGGCUGUCCUGGUGUGUCCUGACCCGAGCUCACGUUCCCUCCAAACUUUGGCUCUGGAGACGGAAUGGGAGCUGAGACAGAUCCCGCUGCAGUCUCUCGACUUAGAAUUUGGAAGUGGAUUCCAACCCCGGGUCCUGCCCACCCAGCCCAACCCAGUGGACGCUUCCCGGGCCCAGUUCUUCCUGCACUUGUCCCCAAGCCACUAUGCUCUGCUGCAGUACCAUUACGGCACCCUGAGUUUGCUUAAAAACUUCCCACAGACUGCCCUAGUGAGCUUUGCCACCACUGGGGAGAAGACGGUGGCUGCAGUCAUGGCCUGUCGGAAUGAAGUGCAGAAACCGAGCAAUUCUGAAGAUGGGUCAAUGGGGAGCUUUCCGGAGAAGUCUAGUUCAAAGGACUCUCUGGCUUGCUUCAAUCAGACCUACACCAUUAACCUGUAUCUCGUGGAGACAGGUCGGCGGCUGCUGGACACCACAAUUACAUUUAGCCUGGAACAGAGCGGCACUCGGCCUGAGCGGCUGUAUAUCCAGGUGUUCUUGAAAAAGGAUGACUCAGUGGGCUACCGGGCUUUGGUGCAGACGGAGGAUCAUCUGCUACUUUUCCUGCAGCAGUUGGCAGGGAAGGUGGUGCUGUGGAGCCGUGAGGAGUCCCUGGCAGAAGUGGUGUGCCUAGAGAUGGUGGACCUCCCCCUGACUGGGGCACAGGCCGAGCUGGAAGGAGAAUUUGGCAAAAAGGCAGCGAUUCAAGAUGGCUUGCUGGGGAUGUUCCUGAAACGCCUCUCGUCUCAGCUUAUCCUGCUGCAAGCAUGGACUUCCCACCUCUGGAAAAUGUUUUACGAUGCUCGGAAGCCCCGAAGUCAGAUUAAGAAUGAGAUCAACAUUGACACCCUGGCCAGAGAUGAAUUCAACCUCCAGAAGAUGGUGGUGAUGGCAACAGCCUCAGGCAAGCUUUUUGGCAUUGAGAGCAGCUCUGGCACCAUCCUGUGGAAACAGUAUCUACCCAAUGUCAAGCCAGACUCCUCCUUUAAACUGAUGGUUCAGAGAACUACUGCUCAUUUCCCCCACCCCCCACAGUGCACCCUGCUGGUGAAGGACAAGGAGUCGGGAAUGAGUUCCCUGUAUGUCUUCAAUCCCAUUUUUGGGAAGUGGAGUCAGGUGGCUCCCCCAGUGCUGAAGCGCCCCAUCUUGCAGUCCUUGCUUCUCCCAGUCAUGGAUCAAGACUACGCCAAGGUGUUGCUGUUGAUAGAUGAUGAAUACAAGGUCACAGCUUUUCCAGCCACUCGGAAUGUCUUGCGACAGCUACAUGAGCUUGCCCCUUCCAUUUUCUUCUAUUUGGUGGAUGCGGAGCAGGGACGGCUAUGUGGAUAUCGGCUUCGAAAGGAUCUCACCACUGAGCUGAGUUGGGAGCUGACCAUUCCCCCGGAAGUACAGCGGAUCGUCAAGGUGAAGGGGAAACGCAGCAGUGAGCACGUUCAUUCCCAGGGCCGUGUGAUGGGGGACCGCAGUGUGCUCUACAAGAGCCUGAACCCCAACCUGCUGGCCGUGGUGACGGAGAGCACAGACACGCACCAUGAGCGCACCUUUAUUGGCAUCUUCCUCAUUGAUGGCGUCACUGGGCGUAUCAUCCACUCCUCUGUGCAGAAGAAAGCCAAGGGCCCUGUCCAUAUCGUGCAUUCAGAGAACUGGGUGGUGUACCAGUACUGGAACACCAAGGCUCGGCGCAAUGAGUUUACCGUACUGGAGCUCUAUGAGGGCACUGAGCAAUACAACGCCACUGCCUUCAGCUCCCUGGACCGCCCCCAGCUGCCCCAGGUCCUCCAGCAGUCCUAUAUCUUCCCAUCCUCCAUCAGUGCCAUGGAGGCUACCAUCACCGAGCGGGGCAUCACCAGCCGACACCUGCUGAUUGGACUACCUUCUGGAGCAAUUCUUUCCCUUCCUAAGGCUUUGCUGGAUCCCCGCCGCCCCGAGAUUCCAACAGAACAAAGCAGAGAGGAGAACCUAAUCCCGUAUUCUCCAGAUGUACAGAUACACGCAGAGCGAUUCAUCAACUAUAACCAGACAGUUUCUCGAAUGCGAGGUAUCUACACAGCUCCCUCGGGCCUGGAGUCCACUUGUUUGGUUGUGGCCUAUGGUUUGGACAUUUACCAAACUCGAGUCUACCCAUCUAAGCAGUUUGACGUUCUGAAGGAUGACUAUGACUACGUGUUAAUCAGCAGUGUCCUCUUUGGCCUGGUUUUUGCCACCAUGAUCACUAAGAGACUAGCACAGGUGAAGCUCCUGAAUCGGGCCUGGCGAUAAAGACCAAAGACUGUGCCUAAAAGUGGAGAGCCAGGGGAGUGUGGGUCAGAAAAGAAGCUACAGCUGCAGUUUGGUGGCGUGGUGGAGAGUGUGUGUGUGUGUGUGUGUGUGUGUGUGUGUGUGUGUGCGCGCGCGCGCCCAGCUCAGUUAAGAGCUGCAGGCGUGGUGGAGAAGAGUGUGUGUGUGUGUGUGUGCGCCCAGCUCAGUUAAGAGCUGCAGGGAAGAAGAUGGAUGACCUCCACGUAGAACUCCUUUUGGGAUACACAUGAUGCAGAAUCCUGCAUGGAGAGAGAACUCACUCUCAGCUGAGAAUCUCAGAGAAUCCUGAUGGGCUUUCCCUUGAAGUCCAAAGGCCUCUGCAUUGUUUCCUUUCUUUGCCCAUCCAUGAAUUGUAUUUUUUUUUUUUAAUAAGAAUUCCAGCUGAUUGUUGUGAGGCCUGUUUAAAUUUUUACUUUGCCUUUUGUGUUUCCCCGUUUUAUCUAGAAAUCUUUCUGACUUUUUCCAUCUCUUGCUUCAAAGUAAGAGGGGAACUGUCCUUGCCGACUCCACCUUACAGGUGCAUUUGUUGUUUUGCACUGGUAAGAAAUAGGAUCCAUCCUUAGCUGAGGCUCGAGGACUGAUCCAGCCUCUCAUGGCUUCCCUCCAAAGUAACUUAGGGUUGAGGGAUCUAUAUGUGAUAUCAAAACUUACGUUAAACCUCUAGUUUCAUGCUGUCAUUCAUUAGGCUGGGCCACCAAAUGUUUGUUUCAAUUUAUCAGAAGCCAAGUCAUUAGCGUCUUGUUUGUUGCCCAUUGCCUAUACUUUUCACCUGAGAUGUGUGAGUUCGGGCCUUUUAAAAACUACUGAAUUGUCUGAGCCUCGAAGACAUUUCCAGGGAGAAGAGAUAAUCUCUCAUUUCACUCACAGGCUGGUCUAAUCAUAACCUAUUUAAAGAUGUCCUUGUUUAAGAACCCCAUUAUUUAUUUUUAGUUUUUAAUAUAAAUUAACAUGUGGGGCAUCAUAUUUCUCUUUAAAUGAGGAAAUUUUAAGUCUUACUGAUCUAACCUUUGAAGCUUUAAAAAAGAGGGAAAAAGGGGUGGGGGUGGGAAACUGGCAUACUGUUUAUUGCACUGCCGAUUGGCUAAGCCACUGUGUCUCUGCUACAAAUUAAAGAAAUCCUAAAAGUUUUCCUUGGUCAUAGAGUUGGGGAAUGACAGAAUUUUUCUUUACUGUGAAAUGUAUGUACAGAGUAGACCACCUCUAGCCCUGUGGCGAAAGAGGUACACUCGAAUGUCUGAAUAAAGCAAGUGACGAAUGACA